Molecule: messenger RNA, 885 nt
Organism: Thermochaetoides thermophila DSM 1495
Lineage: Eukaryota; Fungi; Ascomycota; Sordariomycetes; Sordariales; Chaetomiaceae
Product: putative polyadenylation factor
Exons: 4
Coding region: 1-885 (294 amino acids)
Biological process (GO): mRNA 3'-end processing
Cellular component (GO): mRNA cleavage and polyadenylation specificity factor complex
Molecular function (GO): mRNA binding
Source: RefSeq, a predicted model, not a curated record
AUGUCUACCCGGCAGCCCUCGCGUGUUGUCUUUGUGGGCAAUAUCCCAUAUGGCUUGACUGAAGAGCAAAUCACCGAAAUCUUCAGCGGUGCCGGCAAGGUACUCAACUUCCGGCUUGUGUAUGACCGCGAAACUGGUCGUCCUAAGGGCUUCGGCUUCGCUGAGUUUCCUGACUACGACUCAGCUGCUUCAGCUGUACGCAAUCUCAAUGACUACGAGAUCAUGGGGCGCAAGCUACGUGUGGACUUUAGCAACGAGGUAGUCGGUGACGACGACAAUCGCGAUCGCGAUGGCGCUACCAACAACUACUCCACCUCCCCAACUAGCAGCACUCCUUCAACCACACUCCCCCCUCUCCCCCAGGGCAAGGACCUUCCCCCAGGAGUCCAUUGCACCGACGCGAUCUCCCGCACCCUCAACACCCUCCCCCCAGCCCAACUCCUCGACAUCCUCCAGCAAAUGAAAACACUCGCCACCACUGACCCAGCCCGCGCCACCGAACUCCUCACCCAGGCUCCCCAGCUAAGCUAUGCCGUAUUCCAAGCCCUGUUGAUUAUGGGCCUGGUCUCCCCUGAAGCCAUCAACUCCGUCCUGGAACCGACCGCCGCGACAACUGCAGCGUCAACCAUUCCCGGCGCGGUGGUGCCCCCUCCGUACGGGUACCCUGGUGCCACAGGCACACCGGUUGGGGGUUCUCCGGCGGCUGCGCCGCCACCUGCUGCAGCUCAGCCUGCUGCCGGGGCUGCUGCUAUCGCGCAGGAUCCGGAAGCGCUGAUGCGCGCGGUGCUGGAGCUGCCGCAGGAGACGAUUGAUCAACUUCCUGAAGUGGAGAGACAGCAAAUCAUGGCGCUACGGGCGAGCUAUGCUGCUCAGCUGAAGCGUUGA